Messenger RNA from Alosa alosa (allis shad), 5648 nucleotides. It is a transcript of the gene epn2, whose product is annotated as epsin 2. The transcript has 9 exons. Gene Ontology annotation, biological process: endocytosis. Gene Ontology annotation, molecular function: clathrin binding; phospholipid binding. NCBI's taxonomy places the organism in Eukaryota, Metazoa, Chordata, Actinopteri, Clupeiformes, Clupeidae. Gene Ontology annotation, cellular component: clathrin vesicle coat; endosome; plasma membrane. The record is from RefSeq and is a predicted model, not a curated record. The coding region runs from base 301 to 2052 and encodes 583 amino acids.
GGAGGAAUUUGCUGCGCCGACCCCCUUCUCUGCGUGGAAAUGAUUUUAACAGGCUCUGCUACAGUGCAGGGAUACUCUUAAAACAGGGAACACAGAACUGGACUUCUGAAAGCUCCCAAAACACACACACACACACAAAUACAUUUUGGAACUGUCGAACCCUUUCUUGUGAACUCCCUAUAAAGAAGUCCUUUUUUUAUAUUUUUGGACAGACAGACAGACAAGCGAGCACUACUUUUAUUUUUUUUAAUUUUUUUAUUUUUAUUUCUGCACGUACACCUACACUAAAAGACCAUCACCAUGCCGAGCUCAACCAUCCGCAGGCAGAUGAAAAAUGUAGUGAACAACUACUCAGAGGCAGAGAAGAAGGUCCGGGAGGCCACCUCCAACGACCCCUGGGGCCCUUCCAGCUCACUCAUGUCGGAGAUCGCCGACCUCACCUACAACGUGGUGGCCUUCUCCGAGAUCAUGAGCAUGAUCUGGAAGCGUCUCAAUGACCACGGCAAGAACUGGCGGCACGUCUACAAGGCGCUCACCCUCCUGGACUACCUGAUCAAGACGGGCUCGGAGCGCGUCGCCCUGCAGUGCAAGGAGAACAUCUUCGCCAUCCAGACGCUCAAGGACUUCCAGUACGUGGACCGCGACGGCAAGGACCAGGGCGUGAACGUGCGGGAGAAGUCCAAGCAGCUGGUGUCGUUGCUGAAGGACGAGGAGAGGCUGAAGGGCGAGCGCUCGCAGGCGCUCAAGACCAAGGAGCGCAUGGCGCAGGUGGCCACCAGCGUGGGAAACAGUGGCAGUAUGGGCUUCGGGCGCGGCUCCAGCCAGCCAAACCUGUCCACCAGCUACUCUGAGGAGUACGGCAGGUCUGAGGGGUCGCCUGCCUCCUAUCAUGGAUCGCCCGAGGGACCAGUGGUGACUGAUGAGGCAGCUUCUGCAGCUACGUCCCCUAAUGCAGGCUCGGAGCUGGAACAGGCACGGCCCCAGACAAGUGGAGAGGAGGAACUCCAGCUGCAGUUGGCCCUGGCCAUGAGCCGAGAGGCAGCAGAACAGGAGGAGCGAAUGCGACGCGGGGAUGACUUGAGGCUGGCGAUGGCAUUGGAGGAGAGCAAGAAAAACUCAGUCAAAGUGACUAAGAAAAAGAAAGAGCCUCAGUCGUCUCUGAUGGAUCUGAUGGCCCCUUUGCCCGAGGGGUCUGCCGAUCAGGCAGCUGACCCCUGGGGACCACCACCAACAGGAGCAGCUGCAGCACCAGACCCCUGGCAGGCAUACGGUGCUGCCCAUAAUCCAGCUCCCCCUGUGGACCCAUGGAGCCUUUCUGGGCCCGGGACCGGGGCCUCGGCCUCAGUCACCCCAAUGAAGAAUGCUGACCCCUGGGGGCCAACUGCUGCCCCUGCAGCUGAUCCCUGGUCCACUGGCCCCAAAGCUUCUGCAACAGGAAGCUUCGACCUGUUCAGCACAUCAAACGGUACUUCCAGAGAAGACCUGUCCGAGUUUGACAGUCUCCGCAACUCGGCAGCAGCUGGCGACCGCAAAGGCAGCUAUGGGCUCCCCUCGCAGACCAGCAUGUCUGGCAGUCCUGACCUGUUUGACAUGCAGCCCGGGGGCUACAUGAGGAAAACCCCCGAGUCCUUCCUGGGCCCCAACGCUGCCCUAGUCAACCUGGACUCUCUGGUGACCAAGCCUCCACCGCCGGCCCCUGGGCCCAAUCCUUUCCUGGCAGCAGGUGCAGCCCCGGCCCCUGCUCCUGCACCCCAGAACCCUUUCCAGAUCAACCAGCCGCAGCCCCCCACCCUCAACCAGAUGCGGGUCAGCCCCAUGCCCGGUUUCGGCGGCCUGUCCCAGCGGAGUGCUGACCCCCUGCCCCUCUCCUCCAUGCCUCCCGCGGCAGUCCCCAUCUCCAUGGUGCCCAUAGCCCCACUGGCUCCCAUGAUGCCCGCCAUGGGCAUCCCGGCCUCCAUGUCCCUGCCCCAGCCCCUUAUCAGCGGCGGCAUGCAGCCCACCGGGCCGGCCGCCCAGGCUGGAGGCGGCGCCACCAACCCCUUCCUGUUGUGAGAGACACUCUACAAAGAGCUCUACAUGCGCCCCUCCAUUCCCUGAACCAUGACCCCCGAGCCCUGAGAACCCUAACCUGCUAAAGCCACCCUUAUACUCUCCCCCCACCACCCCCUCUGAAAUGGUAUAGACAGCAUAGUCUGUCGAAUCCCCCUGGCCCCAGUCUUCCCCCCUCAGCUCAGUCCAGACCAUUGUGCUAUUUGAAGACUUUUUUUGGAGCAGCAGCACUGGUGUUUACAGUUUUUACACAGGCAGGGGAGCUCUCUUCUGUCUGUCAGAAGCAGGUACCAUACAUUGAUUUGGUAUUUCUUUUGUUUUGUUUGAAUUUCGUUUUUUUCCCUUCCUUUUCUAAAUGUUCUCAAACCGUCGAUGAUAACUGUGUAUCUGUAGGUGUUAUUUCUCCCGCCCUCACACUCUCCCUCUGAAGUGUGCUGCAGCUUUCCGUUAAGCCAGCAUUGAGUUCAAAAGGAGAACCCAUUUUGUUUUCUUUCUUUUUGUUUUGUUCUUCUCCAAAAGAAAUCUAGAGGGCUUUUUCUUUGUAUAAGAGGCUUUGAAAUUCAAUAGUUAUGUUUUUAAUCGUCUUAUGAAAGCAUUGUAUUCACUAAAGCUAACCCUUUUUAAUCAAAGCAAAACUAUAUAUGUUCUACGUCAGUGCAUAUACACUAUGUGUAUUUACAGGAUACUUAGGUAGACACCGUAUAGAGAAACCCUAUCAGUUUACAGUGGUAUUGAUUUUAAUGUUCUACGCAGGGAUUUUGCACACGCUCUGAUUUAUUUACCCGUUCCCUUCUGAUACACUCUUCAGUUUUUGUUUUGUUGACUGUUGACUCACCAUUAGUCCUUAGCCUGAGGAAAACAACGAUCAACUUCUUUGUUAGGAUGUGGCACUUGUAACAAGCGUGACUAAAAAUCCCUCGGCACACACUGUGUGUUGGUUUGAUGAGGACUUGGAGGAAGUGUACGCUAGCAUGAGUUAGCAAGUGGUAUCCAAUAUCCGAAGUGUUGGGGUAUGAACUUCACAGUUAAGUUAAAAUGAGUUCUAUUUUUUUCCUUUUUGAAUGCAUGUUAGGGAAUCGGUUUGCAUACCCCAAUAUGGCUCUACUUUUCUACAAAAAAGCCUCUGUUUUGCUACUGCUUGCAAUCCCGAGUGAUUGUGAAUGGGGUGAGUGGGUUUCUUUUCGAUUCAGUGCUAUCGUAAAGCUCGACUCUUUGCACAGCUUUUGUUUCUACUUCUCUUCUCUUAAAAAGGUUGACUGUUUGACAGAGCUAAUCAAUACUAAUUUUUAGUAUUCAACUGCCUAGCUUUUCAUAAGGUGAACUGUAACAAGUGAGUUAUCAAAAACAUUCUGAAAGGUUUAUUUUCAGUAAUCCUCAUUUUAUUUAUAUGUCUGGAAAAAAAUAUAUAUUGUUGUCAUAGAAGGAACAAAGGGAAAUAGGGAAAAGCUGGUAUGUGUUAAAAAAUAUCUUCAUCAGGUCCUAAUUCAUCUUACUCAACAUUAUUAGCCUACUAAUCACUCCUAUCCACUCCUACGGUUUAUGUAGCUGUAAAUGUAUUUUGAGAAAGAAAUACAUGAAAUAAAUUUCGCUAGUUAGUUCAUGCCAUUAUGACAAGAACUGAUUGGGGUGGAAAUAUCUUAACCAGUUGACAUUGUCAUCUUGCAGAUGUUUGUUAAGUGUAUGGGCUUUGGGACUCUUUAAAUCGCUUACAGGAAGAAGAUUGGUAUGAUGAAGAGUUGGUGGGGGGACUCUGUUGAUAGAUUUCAUCGUCUUUUUUGUCUUUCUUUUUUUUAAAUCAUGCUUUUCUCUUUCCGUUAUGUCAUCUGAUCCAUCAUGAAUUGUAAUUCCUAAAACUACCCCCACCCCCCCUUUUUAUUUUUUUUGUUUAUCAUUUCCGUACUGAUAUUUUAUGGGCAGAGGUGGCCCAUGUUUUGAUAUCACCACUUGCUCAUGGGCCAACUCUUUAUCCUGAGGCUGUUUCAAUUUUUGUGGCUGUGAAAUUGACCUUUGUCACCAAGGCUCCUGUCAUGGGGUCACACACGCGUGCAGUUAUACCAAAGGGCUUUGACACUCACUAGCCUAUGUGAGAUGGUCACACCAUACACUAGAUUGCCUUUUGGAGACGCAGGCCCCAGGGACUUAACUUUUUCAUUCAGUCACAUAUGAACAGAUGUUUUAAAAUCAGUUUGGUUUUUAUGGUUCUAUCCCUUUUCACAUCAAGAAACACAUCUUUAACGUUUUUAUUUGACCCUAAAGCAUAACUGACAUUUGUUUUUUGCCCCGUUUCUCUGUUACGGUGUGUUAAUGAUGCAUUUAGAGAAGUAAUUGCCUUUACACCACUGUGGAAAAACCUACCGAUGCACCAUGUCAGUUUGGCACCUCGUGGCUAUGUAGUGUAAUCUUACAAGCACAACCCUCGCAAUGUCUCUUAAGUAUCUGUAAGGAAAAAAAAAUAGCUACCAAAGUCAGAACCGUUGUGAUUUUAUUUAAACGAGGUGCUGUAGUCUGAGAAUUUUCUAACUCCUAUGUAGAUAAAACGGUUCAUGGGCCCGUAUGACUUCUCUGAAAAUCACUGCCAAUUUAUAAACAGUAACAUUUUUGUUUUCCAUGAAUUGUAAGCUACUGGCCUCUACAGGAGCCGUUGUGGUAGUGCUGCCCUUGUAGAGCUUAGCAAAAAAUACUGGGUGUAAUCAUGACCUAGUGGAAGAUGCACCAAGGCAUGUUCUGUGGCAUCUUGGGGAAGAUUGCCGAGAGGUAAGCUCUGUGCGGACAUAAUGCUGUUGAUCUGUGUUGUGCAAAACACACCCAGAAACAGAGGUGGACAUCCUGACUUCAGAAAGUAAAAGUCCUACCAUACAUUGGUUCUACUUGUGCUUGUUAACACAGGGGAUUUAACAAAAAAAUGGCUUUUCUAGCUGGAUGAGGGGUUCUGCUAACUAGAAGCAGCUGGUUUAGUGAAUUGUUGGAACAAAAAUGUGGUAAAACUCCUACUUCCUGGAGCCACAUGUCCACCUUUCCCCUCAAAGCAAAUUAAUCCCUGCGGAGGAUCAUCCUAGAGCUACGCAACAAAUUGGCUGACUGCACUGCAUCGAAACUAUUGAAAUCUGUCAAUAAUACAUUGUGAUGUGUGAAAUUUUGAUUUCUGCAGCAUUUCCUCAUUUCCAUAACAAAAAUAUGCAUUGCUCAUCCUGGAUCCUCUUGUUUUGGACAUCUACCUGUGUAUCACCUGUUUCUGUUACAGUGUAUUAAUUAUGCAUUUCUUGUGGUGAACUAACCUUGUGAACAUGCAUAAACACAUUUUAUUUGGUUUUUCUUUCCCCCUUCCAUGUUACUGUGUCUGUAUAUUUACCAAACUGUUUCAUAUUACUGGGAGCAGGCUGCUUUUUUAUGGAUAUGUGCUCGACUUGUUGGCAUUAUAACUGUAUAAUAUAAUUUAUCAUUUGUUCUAUUGUAACAUAUUGUUCUGUACCUUAUUUCUGUGUAAUGGUUUUUGUAGGAAAGUCACAUGGGACGGUGUGAUUUUGUUUUAAUGCCAUCUAAAGCGCAGCAAGCGAUCAAGGACCUGUAGCUGCAAUGGUAAAAAUAAAAUGUAUCACUCA